Messenger RNA from Miscanthus lutarioriparius, 2007 nucleotides. NCBI's taxonomy places the organism in Eukaryota, Viridiplantae, Streptophyta, Magnoliopsida, Poales, Poaceae. The record is from the annotation of a GenBank genome assembly.
AUGGAGUAUAUUGUUGGCCUGCUUUGUCGCUCAGGCUCUGCCAAUCCAUUAUUUUCUACUGAAGAUGCCAUCGAAGCAAACAGGUUUAUGAAAGGAAUUGAAGCUGUGGCUGGAGACUCAAGAGGUGUAAUUGGCAUGGCAAAUUUCAUAGCACAACAAAUAGAAGCUCUAGGUGCAGAAGUGUGUUACCAUAAGUUUCUCCCUCAUAGCAAGAAUUUUCAUCCUCUGAAGUUCUUCACCUCCAUGACAAAUGAUAUUGCUGUUCAACCUAAUGGCACCGCCACCAAUUUUGGGAUAAACACUAUCGGCAUUGUACGAGCUCCUCGUGGCGAUGGAAAAGAAGCAAUAGUGCUGGUUACUCCUUAUAAUUCUCAAAGAGUUCAGUCGAAUGAACUAUUAUCGCUGGCUCUUGGUUUCUCUGUCUUCUCCCUCUUAAGUCAAGCAGCAUGGCUGUCCAAGGAUGUUGUGUGGUUAUCUGCAGACUCACAGUUUGGAGAGUAUGCUGCAGUCUCUGCAUGGUUAAACCAGUAUCAUAAUCCUGUGUUUUUGAGUCACUCAGUGGUAUUGCAUACCAAGAUGUAUGGUGCAAACCAUAUAUAUGAUGGUAAUUCAGAAAAAACAGAAGUCACGGCUUUCAAACGUGCUGGAACAAUGGCUGCUGCUCUCAUAUUUAAAGUUGGGGAAACCAGAAGAUAUAGUGACAGGGAUAGUGUUAUGAUUUAUGCAGAAGCAUCUAAUGGACAAAUGCCAAACUUGGACCUUCUGAAUGUGGUGCAUUAUUUGGCUGUUCACAGACAAGGUUUCCGUGUGAACAUCGCUGCAUUUAGUUCAUUGUUGAGCUCUGCAUGGCUUAGGGUUAUUGCUGAAAUUUUACAUACUCUUGGGAGUGUGUUAAGAAAAAUAAAUCCUGACUGGAAGCUUGAUAUUGCAGUCCCUGACUAUGUGGAAGGGACUGCAAACCUAGCUAACUCUAUGUACAACCAGGCUCUUGGAGUGCCCACAGGGUCCCAUGGUGCUUUCCGUGAUUAUCAAGUUGACGCGGUUUCUUUAGAAUUUUCACCAACAUUUCAUGUCAAAAAUGAGAAUGCUAAAUCUUUGUUUCUUCUAAGGGGUGGAAGGUUAAUUGAAGGAGUGUCACGUUCUGUGAACAAUCUGCUUGAGAAGUUCCAUCAGUCCUUUUUCCUGUACUUCCUUACAGCUCCAAGCAAGUUCAUUUCGGUUGGUGUGUAUAUGAUUCCGUUUGCAUUGCUGUUGGCACCUCUCCCAAUAGUUGCUGCUGCCCUUGCUGAUGGCAGUAGAAGCAUGGAAAAAACAGUAGAUAAAUUGAUAGACAACGGUAAAGCAGAUGACAUUGCUGAUAUUCUGCAAAGCAAGGGUGGAUCAUGGAAAUGGCUUCGAGCUGCAAAAGUAUUGCUUGUUAUCCAAUUAUGGGCAGUACUUGUUUCACUACUUCCAUAUUACAUUACUCAGAUACCUGAUGCCACACCUAUGCAAAGCGCACUCAUUUGGGCUGUGCUCUCCAUCGUUGUACUGAUCUCCCUGUCUGUCUUGUUUGGCUCACCAUACUCAGCUGGUGUUGAAUGGAAACUUCUGAAAGCUACCAUGAUCACUUCCAUCUCCAUCGGGUUGGGGCUCAUGUCAAUAAUAAAUUUUGCCACUGCUCAGCUUGGUGCUCUGAUAGUAAUCCCAAUGUGUUUGUUUUCUCGGCCUCUGAAGGCAUCAGGGAUGAAUUUCCUUCCUCGGGCAGUUUUGUUGGCUUCAAAUAUAGCUUUUGCUGUGUUGGGUUUUCCUCCAGCUGCGUUGCUGAUUAUGAAAGGAGUGUCCAAGGGGUCGUGGUCGUGGACAAUAGAUGUUGGAGAUUUCUGGGUAUGGAUGGAGUUCCUGUGGGAAUGGAGCAGCGCAACGUAUCUGUACCUAUUUCUUGUCCAUCUUCCCUGCUGGCUUUUGUGCAUCCUUGUGUUGCUGCACCCAUGUCGCCAAUCAGAAUCUAAGAUGAAGCAGGAAUAA